Molecule: messenger RNA, 8412 nt
Organism: Girardinichthys multiradiatus
Lineage: Eukaryota; Metazoa; Chordata; Actinopteri; Cyprinodontiformes; Goodeidae
Product: plasma membrane calcium-transporting ATPase 2-like
Exons: 21
Coding region: 623-4237 (1204 amino acids)
Biological process (GO): regulation of cytosolic calcium ion concentration; calcium ion transmembrane transport
Cellular component (GO): membrane; intracellular membrane-bounded organelle
Molecular function (GO): P-type calcium transporter activity; PDZ domain binding; ATP binding
Source: RefSeq, a predicted model, not a curated record
UCCGUCGCUCCGGCACUUUUCCCGGGUCUCUCUCUGGAUGUAGAUGGUGUUGGAGCUCACCGAGUCUAGAACCUACCAACACCACCACGAACCGUCUUCAUUUACCGGAUCUGUUGCACCCGGAGAGGGGAGGUGACUCUGUCUGCCCCUCCUUAAAGCUUCUUUCCUGGAUCCAGUUCGUUUUUUCUCUCCAGAACCAGAGCCUGGUCUUCCCGAAUGUCGAAGGAACUGGUUUAGACGUCGGGACGAACACCACUUGGAGGUCCACCCCUAUCCCUUCCUGCCACACGCUCUGUCGGAGGUUCCCUGUUGGGAGAUGGACCAGCCCCAGUAAGGACUCUUCGCCGGGUUCGGACUCAGUAGCAGGACGUGAUUUGGACCUGGACUCGCCUGUUUUAGUGUGAAGCCAGAGCAACAUGUUUAUUUCCUUGUUUCCAUGGUGAUCAGAGGGAGCAUGCUCAUCCACACCUGGAUCUAAACUCAGCGUUUGACUCCACCAGCUGCCUCGUGUGGGGAAAAAAAGACACUGCAGUCCAGUCCUGUUACCUGACAGCACCAUCCAAACCCAGAACACUUCAGCAAAGACCGUCAGAGGAGGAUCUCCACUGCAAACGGCACCAACAUGGCCAACAACACGGCCGACCACCCGCAGGGAAAUUCAGUGGCCGAGGGCAGCCAUGACGGGGACUUUGGCAUCACCAUGGAGGAACUGAAGGCCCUCAUGGAGCUCCGAAGCGCCGAGGCUGUCACCAAGAUCCGAGACUGUCAGGGAGAUGUGCAGACGAUCUGUCGCCGGCUCAAAACGUCACCAAUUGAAGGUCUGUCCGGAAACCCGACUGAUUUGGAAAAACGUCACGCUGCAUUCGGGAAAAACUUCAUUCCCCCAAAAAAGGCCAAAACCUUCCUGCAGCUGGUGUGGGAGGCGCUUCAAGACGUCACACUAAUUAUUUUAGAAAUCGCUGCCAUCAUCUCACUUGGCCUGUCCUUCUACCAUCCACCAGGAGGCAACGCUGAAGCAUGUGGCCAGGCUGCAGGCGGCAUAGAGGACGAGGGAGAAGCCCAGGCUGGCUGGAUCGAGGGCGCCGCCAUCUUAUUCUCUGUCAUCAUCGUGGUUCUGGUGACGGCCUUCAACGACUGGUCCAAGGAGAAGCAGUUCCGCGGGCUGCAGAGCCGCAUCGAACAAGAACAGAAGUUCACGGUCAUCCGCAAAGGUCAGGUUAUCCAGAUCCCUGUAGCCGAGAUCGUGGUGGGAGACAUCGCUCAAAUCAAAUACGGAGACCUAUUGCCAGCUGACGGCAUCCUCAUCCAAGGCAACGACCUGAAGCUUGAUGAGAGCUCUCUGACCGGAGAGUCCGAUCAGGUUCGCAAAUCUCUGGACAAGGACCCCAUGUUGCUGUCCGGGACUCAUGUGAUGGAAGGUUCUGGCAGGAUGGUGGUGUCAGCCGUCGGCCUCAACUCACAGACUGGCAUCAUUUUCACCCUGCUGGGCUCCAGCGAGCACGACGAAGAGAAGAAAGUCAAAAAAGGUAAAAAACAAGGACCCCCCGAAAAUCGCAACAAAGCCAAAACUCAGGAUGGCAUUGCGCUUGAGAUCCAGCCGCUGAAGAGCGAGGAGGCCACGGAGUCUGAGGAGAAGGAGGAGAAAGAGGAGGUCAAACAAGUGAAGAAGGUCAAUGUGACCAAGAGGGAAAAGUCUGUGCUCCAGGGAAAACUGACCAGGCUGGCAGUCCAGAUUGGGAAGGCUGGCCUGUUCAUGUCCGCUCUCACCGUCAUCAUCCUCAUCCUCUACUUCGUGAUCAACACGUUUGCGAUCCAGGGCCUCAGCUGGGUGGCUGAGUGCACGCCCAUAUACAUCCAGUAUUUUGUCAAAUUCUUCAUCAUCGGCGUGACGGUUCUGGUGGUGGCCGUUCCUGAGGGGCUGCCGCUCGCCGUCACCAUUUCUCUGGCCUACUCUGUCAAGAAAAUGAUGAAGGAUAACAACCUGGUGCGUCACCUUGACGCCUGUGAGACCAUGGGCAACGCCACCGCCAUCUGCUCUGACAAGACGGGAACGCUGACCAUGAACCGGAUGACCGUGGUGCAGGCGUACAUCGGAGACACACACUACAAAAACAUCCCAGAACCUGACGUCAUCAAUCCUGGAACGGUGGACUCGCUGAUCAACAGCAUCUCCGUCAACUCCGCGUACACCACCAAGAUUCUGCCUCCAGAGAAGGAGGGAGGCCUGCCUCGCCAUGUUGGCAACAAGACAGAGUGCGCACUGCUGGGCCUGGUGCUGAACCUGAAGAGGGACUACCAGCCAAUCAGAGACGAGAUCCCUGAGGAAAAAAUGUACAAGGUUUAUACAUUCAACUCUUCCCGCAAGUCGAUGAGCACAGUGCUGCAGAAUCCUGAUGGAGGUUUCCGCAUGUACAGUAAAGGAGCUUCUGAAAUCGUCCUGAGGAAGUGCUCCCGGAUCCUGGAUGCCCAGGGUCAGCCUCGCGUCUUUAAGGCUAAGGACCGUGAAGAGAUGGUGAUGAAGGUGAUCGAGCCGAUGGCGUGUGACGGACUGAGAACCAUCUGCGUGGCUUACAGAGACUUUCCUGCUGAAGCUGGAGAACCCAACUGGGACAACGAGAACGACAUCCUGAACGAGCUGACCUGCAUCGCUGUGGUGGGCAUCGAGGACCCCGUCAGACCUGAGGUACCUGAGGCCAUUUCUAAGUGCCAGCGCGCAGGAAUCACGGUGCGUAUGGUAACCGGAGACAACAUCAACACGGCCCGUGCUAUCGCAACCAAGUGCGGCAUCCUGCUGCCGGGAGAGGACUUCAUGUGUCUGGAGGGCAAAGAGUUCAACAGGCUGAUCAGAAACGACAAGGGAGAGGUUGAACAAGAACGUCUGGACAAGGUCUGGCCCAAACUUCGGGUUCUGGCUCGUUCGUCGCCAACAGACAAACAUACUUUAGUUAAAGGCAUCAUCGACAGCAUGGUGGGAGAAACCCGACAGGUGGUGGCGGUGACGGGAGACGGCACUAACGACGGCCCCGCCCUCAAGAAAGCUGAUGUUGGCUUCGCCAUGGGAAUAGCCGGUACCGAUGUGGCUAAAGAGGCUUCUGACAUCAUCCUUACUGACGAUAACUUCACCAGCAUCGUUAAGGCCGUCAUGUGGGGGAGGAACGUCUACGACAGCAUCUCAAAGUUCCUGCAGUUCCAGCUGACCGUCAACGUGGUGGCUGUGAUCGUGGCGUUCACCGGCGCCUGCAUCACCCAGGACUCCCCUCUGAAGGCUGUGCAGAUGCUCUGGGUCAACCUCAUCAUGGACACAUUGGCUUCUCUCGCUCUGGCCACAGAGCCGCCCACUGAGUCGCUGCUUUUACGCAAACCGUAUGGACGCAAUAAGCCCCUCAUCUCCCGAACAAUGAUGAAGAACAUCCUGGGCCACGCUGUAUUCCAGCUUAUCAUAAUCUUCACUCUGUUGUUUGCAGGAGAAAAGAUUUUCGACAUCGACAGUGGCCGCAACUCUCCUCUGCACUCUCCGCCAUCGGAACACUACACCAUCGUGUUCAACGUGUUUGUGAUGAUGCAGCUCUUCAACGAGAUCAACGCCAGGAAGAUCCACGGCGAGAGAAACGUAUUUGAGGGCGUGUACAAGAACCCCAUCUUCUGCAGCGUGGUCCUGGGCACCUUCGCCUUGCAGAUCAUCAUCGUUCAGUUUGGAGGGAAGCCGUUCUCCUGCGCUCCUCUGACCAUCGACCAGUGGCUGUGGUGCGUGUUCAUCGGCAUGGGCGAGCUGCUGUGGGGACAGCUGAUCUCAGCCAUCCCGACUCACCACCUGAAGUUCCUGAAGGAGGCGGGCCACGGCAGCACAAAAGAGGAGAUCCACAAGGAGGAGAUGACGGAGGACAUGGAUGAGAUCGAUCAUGCCGAGAUGGAGCUAAGGAGGGGCCAGAUCCUCUGGUUCAGAGGUCUGAACCGAAUCCAGACUCAGAUGGAUGUGGUCUAUACCUUCCAGACGGGCCAGGCGCCGGUGCCCGGUGCCCUGCGCCGCCAGCCGUCCGUCGUCAGCCAGCAGAAUGACAUUAAGGUGGUGAACGCGUUCCGUAGCUCCCUCUUUGAGGUGGAGAGCCCACAUUACCGUAGCUCCAUCCAUAGUUUCAUGGCCCAUCCAGAGUUUGUGCCGCAGUCUGAGGAGGAGGCUCGGACCAGCAUCAUCGAGGAGGCAGGAGAGGAGUCUGGGGAGAUUGAGGCCUUUCCCUAAUGCUCAGCUGCGGGUGAAGGAGAAGCAUCCGGCAGCAAGAUCACCAUCUGAGCUUCUCCUUCUUUCCCUCCUCUUCAUCAGCUUCAGUCACCCUCCAGCUGGAUUGUCACUCCGAGGAGGGGUGUCACGAGUCAGCUCAUCCUCCCAUCCUGCACACAUCCAUGCCCCACGCUGUUUUCCAUCCUGCCUGUGAUGUUGUUCAGUUUGUUUCUCCAUCACCACCAUCCCAUCAGCUAAGGGCGGAGUCUCCUCACCAGGAACACCUCUUUCACGCUAAAAUUCCCACAGAGUUCACUUGUAGAAAUCUUCCUCCAUUUUUCACCUCUGCAUGCUGUGGUGCAUUGUGGGAAAGCAGUUUGUUCAUUUCCCAACAUGCCGAAACACUGCCGCCUCCAGAGAGGGCUCUCUUUCCGACCUCAUCCCAUUUUAGCCGGGUUCUGGUUCCCGUUGUUCUGGUUUAUCCGCAGCGUCCGUGUAAAGCUGAUGCAUGUUUCGAUUAAUUGUUGUUGAGUCGCAUGAUGACCUGUGAGUUCAGCGGUUUGGAAAACCGGCUCUGUUCAGAACUCCGUGAACUUCCUGUGUCCCAUGGAUGACAUGAAGGAACCAUCAGAUGCGGUCAGCUCUGUAGGCCACUUCACUACAGUCACAUUAAACAACACUAACACUUUCCCACCGCUCUUAUUCAACUCUGCACAACCAGAACGGUGGGUCCAGUCGACCCGUCUGAGCUGCACUCGAUCAAAUGAAGCUUAAAAACCACAGGAAACAUCAGAACUUGGACCUGGAUUUUAAUCAUACGUGGAUGGAGCUUCCAUCUCCUCCACCGUCCCCUCAGGCCCGUCAGGAGAGCUGCUUCCUCUGUUCUCCUUCAUUUCCUCCCAUGGUCACAGACAGACACUAAGCUGUUUAAACACUGAGAAAGAGCUGACUGCAGUACUGAUCUGUUUGUCUGAUCAAAGCAGGAAGUUACUUCCAGUAAACAGGAAGUGGAGCCGUGAACGGAGUCCGGGGGAGGGGCCUGGCUGCAGAUACCGAAUCUGUUGGAGCUCAAAACAUUUUUUAUCGAGGCUUUUAAACCACUGAUGGAAAGGAUGGAGGGGUCCGUUCAGUGUCUGCCUCCAGGCGCUCCUGGACCGUCUGCCGUCGUUUCUUUUCCCGCGUUUGUCUGAUUUCCGAUGAGCUGUCAGUGACGUCACACGGCCAGCAGCGUUUAUCAGUUGUUUAUCACGGUUACCUGGUGACGCCGCUCUGCUGUGUUAGACAGGCGUCAGUGUGGAGGCCACGCUGAGGUUUAUAGGAGACUGAUGAUGUCACCAGUCGGCCUGUAGAGUUAUAUCCACUGUGUCCCCGCCGCUCUCCGUCUCCCGCUCCGUUUUGUCUGGUAGGAAGAUCGGAGCAGCGGUGCGUCUGAUCCCCUCAAACAGCCAUCAGCCUCUCCUGACUGAAGCGAUGUGCUACUACUGCCAUAUUUUCCAUGACUCGGUUGACCUUCUCCCCCCAACGAGCUUUUUCUAAGUACUCAGAGCCAUAUUUUAUAGGAUGUUGUUUUCCGUCAUUGUUCCUGAGGCCCCACCCCCCUCUGGCCCCCUGGCCCCUUGACCCCGUCCUCCAAACACGACCAAAAAGCGAGGAGAAACUCUUCAGUUGUCACUGCCGAACCAUGUUUGAAGGACCUCUCCGAUGUUUACAUGAAAGCGGUUUGACCCCCUUCAUCCCUUCCUUUUCUCUAUCUUACUGUUUAACUGAGUAGGAAACUUUCUUGCAUGGUGUUCAUAUAAAAUUCAAUGUUUGUUCAUUUUUUACAAUUCUUCUGUAUUUUUAUAUUAAGUACUUUUUAAUAUUUUGCAGAUGUAUGAUUCUGUGUACAGGCCGAGGAGUUGGGUGAGCGUACAGAACCUGAAUGAUAGGAAUCUGCCGUGGACUCUUUUACAGCUCCUAAUAUUUCUGCCACGAGUGGCGUCCGAGUCACCCGACGUUAGGGCUCCCAACCUGCAGUGACUUGUUUACUUCCUGUUGGCUGUUCACUUCCCAUCAUCCCCUCCGGCUUCAGUUUGAUUUCUUUAAUAUGUUGUAAUGGUUCUGACUUGGUUUGAGUCCAACAUUAAACGGGAAUGUAUUGUUAUUCUGCUAACUUCUGGGUUUGUUUGUUCACUGGAUCAUGUUGUGUCCGGCUCCAGACUCCUCCUCUCAUCCAGAACUCCGAGUCGGUUCCUAAAACAGCCGGGUCAGUCGUCUGUUUACAGUCUCUGUGGGACUGGAUCAGAGCCGGACCCACGAUAACCAACACCUGAGGUUAGCGUUUAGACCCAGUCACAUUUCAGUCCCCUUAGUCUGGGUCUGUCGAAGAAAACGGGGCCCAACAAAACCAGUUUAUCCAUCAUGAGUUGAAGAUGAUUAAUCGCGUCCAGACUGACCUUCCCAGCUGUUCCCAGCAGACCCUCAUGCCAGGGAUCAGAACCGAAGAACAGCAGGACUCCAGAUAAUCCUUUAUAGGAAAGGGAAACCUUUCAGGUUGUCACAGGGAAUGAGACCGGACCUUAGUGCCAACUGGGUUGGACCAGGUCCAACACCACCUCAGGCUAAUUUAUGUAAACCCGGUUCAUCCUUUAAGUUCUGAUUGAAGGAGUUAAGAAUGAAAAGUUUUGUCAUUCCGACGUCUGGAUCUGGAUCAGGAUCUGGAGCCUGGAGCAGGACACAAGGUGGCGCUGCGUUCCGUACGACUUGCAGCCUACUGAGGAGAGGGCGGGACUGUUCAAGAUCUCUGACAUCACUUCCUCUUCCAGCUGAACUCCUGCACCUGACCAGCAGGUGGCGCUUGUGUAAAUAAUGUCACAUAAUGAAUGAGGUGGGAGAGUGGACAAUCAGCCAAUCAUCACCCAGCAUAGCUUUAAGAUUGUUCUGCCAAAGUUGUUUCCAUCCCGCACCUCCCUCAGCCUGGUUCAGGAUUGUCCCUCUGCUCUUGCCGUAGCCUCGGCUGGUCGGACCUCAUCCCGGAUGACCUGGCAGCAGACUGAGAACUUUGUUUGCCGCAGUUUUCCAUCAGGAAGGAGCCUCUUCCGCCAAGAACCUGCUCAUCCUCUGCAAAACAAACUGGAACAUCACAGCUGAAAGUCAUAUUUACAUUCGUAUAUAUUUAUCUUUGAUAUGUAUGCGUUGAUAUAUAUCAGAUUUAAAUAUAAAGGCAGAAAUCCGGUUCUCUGUUUGAACUUUGUUGCAAAAAAGACUGAAAGUUUUAGUUCCUGUAAUUACUAUGAUAGCCAGUUAUAGGCGUUGGUGUUAUUUUUGUAUAAACAUAAUAUCAUCUAUGUGGCAUGCAUGACAUAUAUACAGACUUUGGUGGUUUAAAGCAAUAUGUCCGACCUGGUGCGAUUGGUUCCGUCGUGUUCUGUGUAGCCAGAAAAAACCCAACAAAAAACAAGAAAAAGAUUCUGCAGCUGUUCAGUAUCCGUGUUCAAUGUUCUGUGUUCUGCAUGUUUUAGUACGGAAUGAAACAUCCCAAAUGUUGACUCGUUUCCAACCCCAAACACACACACACACACACACACACACGGUCAGAGAUUCAGCUGCACUGUGAGGUGAAAACCUUUAAAUCAUCUUUCUGUUCCCAUCAUCCCCCAUCACAGCACUCAGGUUUACAGACUGUCCCUGAACUCAUCACAUUCUGGCUUCAUCACUUCAGUCGCUCUGAAAAAUAAACCUCCAACCUCUGGAUCUGAGUCCAAAUGUUCCCGGAAACAGAAAUCACACUUCCUUUGUCAACGAGCCCCAAGAUUAGUCUGACGCCAGAAAUUCGCUUUAUAUUUUCAACAAAUUAUUUGCUGAUUGAAGGAAAAUAUUUCCAUUGGGUCUUCAAGAUUUGUCCAGAAUAUCUUGGAUUGUUGAUUGUUUCUCCUGACUGGGGCAGCCGAACCGGUUCCUCCUGCUCCAGGUGUCAGACCAGAUUCUAAGACGUCCCAGGAUCCAGUGUGAGGUUCUGUUUGUGUGAAAGUUUUUAUCUCCUGAAGCUUCAUGGGGUCCAUUUGACGCUGCGUUCCUCACUGGGAAAACUGCAAAUAUUCCAAGAAAUCCACUUUAGGUCAAACCCAAGAUUCCAAUGAAAUUAUUAUUAUUAUUAGGACUUUAUUAUAAAGAAAUAAAUGUUAUUUGAACAAUAAAGGCAGUUUUUCAGAAUAAAA